Messenger RNA from Pyrenophora tritici-repentis Pt-1C-BFP, 657 nucleotides. RefSeq lists its product as uncharacterized. The record is from RefSeq and is a predicted model, not a curated record. Gene Ontology annotation, cellular component: fungal-type vacuole. NCBI's taxonomy places the organism in Eukaryota, Fungi, Ascomycota, Dothideomycetes, Pleosporales, Pleosporaceae.
AUGGCCGAUAUAAAGUCCAUGUCAACAGUGCCUGGCAAGAAGCGGGGCAUGUACAAUGUGGUUGGAGCGAACUCGACCAUGUCUCUCGACCACUUGAAUGCUGCCCCAAUUGGAAAGUCUUCGAAGACUUUCGCUGGCGCUCCUGCACAGCGAUCUCAGUCCUCUCUGUUCUUCUCACCCACUGCUGGUGGCGCCACAGGUGUGCGAGAAUCCAUGGCAAACCGAUCAUCCACCUACCUCCCCGCGGGAUACUAUGCCUCUGGCAACUCAGCACCCGCUGCAGGAUCACCCCAGAUGCACGUUGGUGGACAAAAUCCCAAUAAUCUUUCUGCGCUUUCACUGAACACGCCGGGAAACCGGUUCAGCACAAGAUCUGCCAUUUCACCACCAGAGUCACCAUCACUGCCACCUUCCCGGGGAGGAUACAGCCGCGCACCACCAUCGCGAGAUGGCCUCCCCAUGUACAACCGCAAUAGCGUUGCAACCCUCGGUCAACCAGGCAACACAAGAAGCAUGUACGGCAACGCUCAUGAAAGCGCAAGCCAGUUGUCCCUCAACGUGCCCGGUGGUUCAAAUGUUCCAGGUGGCCGCACGCCGAGCGGGUAUCUCGAAGAUCUCUUCGAAAACCACGGCAGUGGAUCGAGGGAUAGAUUCUAA